AUGUACGAAGGAGCUGAAUAUUAUAAAGUUCUUGCGAAGCUGAAUUACGAACGCAUGCUGUUCCAGCUGCCAGUGAUAAUUACACUGCUGGUCGUCAUGGUGAUGGCCAUAUUCGGGAACAUUCUUGUCAUCUGUGUGUACAGAUUGUCCUGCAAGAGAAGUGUUGCGAGUUUCUUCAUUAUUGUUCUUGCCAUCGUAGACCUAACCACGGCUCUGUGUACCGCCUUCAACAUCCAGGACAUGCUAAAUCCAUACAUGAACCCAGCACCAGUUGCGUGCAAGAUUGGACGAUUCCUGGAAUCCUUUACGGCAGUGCUUUCUGGAAUCUUUCUCGUCUGCAUUGCAUUUGACAGGUAUUUUCAUAUAAUCUAUCCUCUUAGAGGAUACACACUCGCGCAAGCUAAAUACCUGGCUAUUGUCAUGAGUGCCGUAGCCCUGUCGUUAGCUUGGCCUCAGCUGUUUUUGGCAGGCAAAAAAACUGUAAAAACUUCAGUGGAGGGAAUAUUUGGCGAAGACUGUUCAUUUCAAGACAGUGUUUAUAAUUCCAUAUACACAUUAUUAUUUCAAGGCAUGCUAGCUGUGGCAUUUUUUACAGGGAUAAGUAUGACUGUGUUUUUCUACAGUCGUAUUUACUAUGUCAUUUGGAGAAGACGCAAACAGGUUAUAGGAGAACAAAUUUCUACUGUGUCAUCCCAGCUUAAACAUCUUAAGAAGAAAAAUCAGUUCUCCGAUAUACAUCUGGAAGACCGAAGAUUAAGUAGCUGUCGAUCCAAAACCGAGUUGUCCACAGAGAUUAAUACACCAGACGAAGUAGAAACUGGGAAUCAUCACCGAAUAGACAGAGAUGCAAUAAAAGAAGAAACCUGCUUGUCAGAUCAGCCAAGUGUCACACCAAGCUCUACGCAAGGAUUAAAGAAUACGGUGAAAGAAUCAACACUGAAGGGUGAAGCAAAAAAGAGUUCACGAAAGCGCCGCAUUGGUACGGUUCGCAUAACUCGGAUAAUGACGGCGGUAACUUUAGCUGGUAUGUUGGGCUACAUGCCGUAUCUGUUGGUGAACAUUUUCAAAAACAUGGGACUGUUUUUCAAACCAGGCAUGAGUAAAACAGAAGACUUGGUGUACGAGUUCGGCACGAAAUCGCACUUCAUGAACACGUUUGUAAACCCCGUUAUUUACAGUGUGAUGAACCCAGAUUUCAGAGUUGAUGCCUGGAGGAUACUGACGAACGUGGGCAGGAUUCGCUGUAACAGGGAACGAUUCUGA
Gigantopelta aegis is the source of this 1263-nucleotide messenger RNA. Its product is annotated as alpha-1A adrenergic receptor-like. The transcript has a single exon. NCBI's taxonomy places the organism in Eukaryota, Metazoa, Mollusca, Gastropoda, Neomphalida, Peltospiridae. Gene Ontology annotation, molecular function: G protein-coupled peptide receptor activity. Bases 1 to 1263 code for a protein of 420 amino acids. Gene Ontology annotation, biological process: neuropeptide signaling pathway. The record is from RefSeq and is a predicted model, not a curated record. Gene Ontology annotation, cellular component: membrane.